CGCGAUGUAAACAAUAAGGCAAACGACGUAAGGAACGUUUGUUAAUGUUUAUUUAUUUUUGUCCAUACGACCUAGGCCAAUUUAAUGUUUUCUCCGAUUUCGUGAAUUUUCCAGAAGUGAAUGGUGUACAGCUAUUUGUUUACUCCCGAAGAACGUUGAGUGCACUGUCUGCGGCGGGAAGAAGGCAAAUUUUUGUCGUGAAUGGAGUCGGCAAAACCAGCCUUGUCGUCAGAUAUGUUUCGAAUCUGUACACGAAGGAAAUUUCGCCAACUAUAGGAGCCUCUUUUUUCACCUGCAAAGUUAAUCUGGAAGAUUUCAAGGUGAAGAUGCAGGUUUGGGACACAGCCGGCCAGGAACGGUUCAAAGCGAUGGCACCACUCUAUUACCGGAAUGCCAACGCUGCCCUGUUGGUUUUCGAUCUGACGCAGUACAACUCGUUCGUUGAAAUCAAAUCCUGGGUCCAGGAGUUGCAACGAAACGUUCAGGAACCGAUGGUACUGUCGCUUGUGGGCAACAAGCUCGAUCUAGAGGAAAGACGGGCGGUUUCUAGGGAGGAAGCUUCGCUGUACGCUACCUCGAUCGGAGGAAAUUAUUUUGAGACUUCUGCAUUGCAAGAUCAGGGCAUAGAACAAGUGUUCAUAUCUAUUGCUGUGGGUUUGAUAAAACUGUCCGGAGAACAAGUUUGCCCAUCGCUAAAACGGUACGAAUCCUCCGAUUCCCUAGUGUUGUCGGGAUAUUCUAGCGGAAUGAAUGGUGUUGUGCAGAUGGGUAUACCAGUGGACUGCGAUAAUGUGCUAACAGAUGGCACGGGUCGUUUGGAAACGCCUUCUUGGAGCAGAGAUCACAUAGCACAUGCUGAUAAUCAGCGUCCUGGAUGGUGCUGUUAUUAAACGUGUCCCAUUGAACGAAGCCUCCAGCAAAGACAUUGGAAUGACUUUUCCUGUGAUAAUUACCGAGGUCAAGUGGAUUGGUUGAAACCGGAAAAUGCAGAUAUAAGAUAUUAGUUUGUAUAUACUUUAACCAGAGUAAUAGCAAUUUAUAACUGUAACGAUAUUGAUCAAAAGUAUUGUUUAUCGGACUUGAGGUUUUGUCAUGUAUUUGUAAGGUAUUGCUAGGGCUUCGCACGUUGUAUUUCGUCGCACUUUAAAACACCUCAUGACAGAACUGAUCUCUCGAAAAUGACUCGUUUCCAGCUACAGAGCUCAACUUAUGUAGAUCGAAUUCAUACGCGCGUAAUCAUGUAUUCAUACAUAUAUUUAUACUCAUAUCGCAAUCCCAAGGGUCAAUUUCGCACGAAAAGCGAGCAGUUGUUAGAUUACUUUAGACGCUUAUAAAACAAUGAUAUUUUGGACUUUUAUGAAAUUUUCAAUAUCCGAAAUUCGUUGAAAAACUAAAUAUCUAUUGGAUCGGAAAUCUUAGGCAGUUUGAAUGCUUUUCAUUCGGACGUCGCUUCUCUCUUCACAAAAUGUUGUCAACUAAUGAAGAUAAUGGGUACAAAAAUCUUGUGACGCUUGCAUUAAGAAAAAAUACAAAGUCCACCGAUUUUACAUGCGAUUGACCCGGCAAAGUCCCUCCAAACAAGGUCCUAGCAUGCGUCAAAACUGUUAGUGGUAGUGAACAGAGAAAUCCUAUAAAACAUGGUAUUGAUGAUGUAGACGCUACCAUGCGCCCUUAGAAACCGUCACACAUACGAGCACAGAAGCAGUUUUCGUUUUGACGUAUGCUAGGACCUUCCUAUAUAAGGACUUUGGACACCCGGUAUAUCGUCAAGGAAUAUAAGUAGGCUGCAUACAGACAAAAAUUACAGCUCUAUCAGUUCAUUUUCGGCAACCAUGGCGAAAGCAGCGAAGCAACUCCGGUCGUUGGUAUGUAAUUAUCUCCCUCUCCACCCUGUGAUGAAGAAUUCCGUCAUCGUGGAACACUUUAUGUUGGCCGAAUAAAGCCGAGCGCCCAUAUACAAGAUACUGGCAAUAGGCGAGAGCAUCGAGCGUAAGCCGGGUUCCGGUAGACCAACGGUUUUGCUAGAUCAGAAGAUGCGACAAGCCCUAAACCGGAAGAUACAAGGCAAAGUGGUGAAAUCCUUUAACGCCUUGGGCAGGAAGGUGACCGGCCAGACGGCCGAAAAUAAUCUUGCCAACAUGGACAUCGGAAGCGGCUAUUUCACAUCCCCCACGAAGGGGGCGCAGCGACUUGUGAGUGCAGGUUCACACACUCGACCCAACUAGCUCAAUAAAUUCUCUCAGGGUCGGCAACCGCCUGGGAGGGACUCAAACAACCCGAAACUUACCCUGUUGCAAAGCAGAUUUAUCGAGAGACGUCUGUGGAUGGAGAAUACUGACUCUGAAUAAAAAAAGGAAUGUACAUAAUUUACAGAUUUAUUUUUCGAUCCGGAUCAUCGAUUCACUGCUGUCCGUCGAACGUUGGGGUCCAUUAUUGACGGCGGAGAGGGAGGGUAAUUGAGCAUACCUGAUUACUCUGCAGAUGUGACGAAUUACCAGCCGGUAGCUGGUAUUGGUCGACUAGGCCGUCGAUAGUUGAUUUCGCCCCGUAGAAUUACUAUUACCAAAACUGUGAAUGAUGCGCGUCGAUGCUCUCGUUUGGUGGCGACGAGGUGUGCAUGCCAUGCCGUGUUAUGUUGCAGAUAUCGGAGGGGAACUCGGGGGUCUUGGAUUCGCUUCCGAGCGCCUAAGCGUUCCUUUAAACUGGGUCAGUUGUCCAAGUACUGUCGUCCUGACGGUGGCGUUGUCCCGAUUAGGGAUAAUGUCGGGUUGGUUCUCUGCCAAGGCUGUCUUCGCAACCCCUUCACCACUUUUAUGACUAUGCGUACGACACAAAGAAAGACUAGUACGCUGCUGCACACGACUUCGGGAAUUUUCUUUUGAUCACGCCUUCGAGCGGCUAACGGUUUUGUCACCCUCUAAAUUUUCCGUGUGGACUAUUCUCAGGUUGAACAUCGACUCCCUUUUCUUAUCUCUUCAUUAUCCAUCUCCUCAUUACCCAUCUCCUCUCUCUUUCCUCUUUCCAUCUCCUUAAUCCGCUCUCCCUCUCCCGCUUUCGAUGAAAUCAGGAUGCAGUAGUGACUAGCUGCCAAAAUAUCCCACUGAUGUGGUAUAAUUUUUGGCUGUUCAAUCUUUUGGGAUUUUUUUAAAGGGUCUAGAUUUUAAUGCGGUCUUUUCCGUCUUUUUUUAUCGUUGCGGUUUUUCCGUUACAAAUUUUUAAAUAUAUAUUUUUUUAUUAUUACCGUUUAAGAAGCAUGGCUGCCUUGGACCCAGAUAAUUCAUUCCGGUUCCAUAAGAGAACCUAGGCUAAGCCCCAACACCUAGUAUGGAUGUUCCGGGGUGGACACAGAAGGUCUCUUUUGGAUUUAUGGGUCUUUAUACAGCAGUGUGUCCGUGGUUUCUCAAACGAUAACGUUCACAUGAGUAUUUUUUUCCGAAAACGUACGUAGUCUAAUUAGAAAUUUAUAGUUUUUAAUGUUAGUAUACUUAGUCUAGGUUAAACAAAAAUAUGCAAAAAAAAUAUUACACAACAAGAAAAUAAACUAACGACAAUUAAUAAAUCAGAGCCAGAUAUAGAAAUAGAAAUUAAAUUACACUUACAUACUAUACAUUACAUACUACAAACGUUAUAAACUCCAACACAAACAUC
This is a messenger RNA of Topomyia yanbarensis, 3648 nucleotides long. RefSeq lists its product as uncharacterized. The transcript has 5 exons. Bases 45 to 890 code for a protein of 281 amino acids. NCBI's taxonomy places the organism in Eukaryota, Metazoa, Arthropoda, Insecta, Diptera, Culicidae. Gene Ontology annotation, molecular function: GTP binding; GTPase activity. The record is from RefSeq and is a predicted model, not a curated record.